Salmo salar (Atlantic salmon) is the source of this 816-nucleotide messenger RNA. The record is from RefSeq and is a predicted model, not a curated record. NCBI's taxonomy places the organism in Eukaryota, Metazoa, Chordata, Actinopteri, Salmoniformes, Salmonidae.
UCAUCAUCGAUGUUGCAGUGCUCUGCUAGUAGGGUCUGAAGGGAGCGGUAGACAGCAGAGCAAAACAAACCACAGAAAACUCGUUUUUCUGUACAUUUACAAACAACAACAACAACAACAAUUACAAUCAUGGAAUUGUGUGAGAUACUGUACAACAAGGCGGAAUACAUUGAAACGGCGUCCGGUAACAAAGUGAGCAGGCAGUCGGUGCUGUGCGGCAGUCAGAACAUCGUCCUCAACGGCAAAACUAUAGUAAUGAAUGACUGUAUAAUCCGUGGAGACCUGGCCAAUGUCAGGGUGGGGAGGCACUGUGUUGUGAAGAGCCGCAGUGUCAUUCGACCGCCCUUCAAAAAAUUCAGCAAAGGAGUGGCCUUCUUCCCGCUGCACAUCGGAGACCAUGUGUUUAUAGAGGAGGACUGUGUGGUGAACGCUGCUCAGAUCGGAUCUUACGUACACAUCGGGAAGAACUGUGUCAUCGGCCGGCGGUGUGUGUUGAAGGAUUGCUGUAAGAUCCUAGACAACACAGUUCUUCCUCCUGAGACCGUGGUUCCUCCCUUCACCGUGUUCUCAGGAUGCCCAGGUCUGUUUUCAGGAGAGCUCCCAGAAUGUACCCAGGACCUGAUGAUUGACGUGACCAAGAGUUACUACCAGAAAUUCCUCUCCCUCAGCCAGAUAUAAAUCCCUGCAUUAACCUACUUUACCCUGCUCUACACUACCCAGAUAUUACCCCCUACUCUAGCCUACCCAGAUAUACCCCUACCCUACUCUAGCCUAUCCAGAUAUACCCCCUACCCUACUCUACCCUAGUCUACCCUA